Astrephomene gubernaculifera is the source of this 519-nucleotide messenger RNA. The record is from the annotation of a GenBank genome assembly. NCBI's taxonomy places the organism in Eukaryota, Viridiplantae, Chlorophyta, Chlorophyceae, Chlamydomonadales, Astrephomenaceae.
CACAAUAAUAAAAUAAAACUGUUGUUUGCUGAACACGUGUAGUCAACGUUCUUUUACUUGCCUAAGCGACCUGCUUACAGCACAGCAGUGCUACAUGCACCAUAGCUCUUGGCACCUAAGAAGAGCUGCCUAGCUAGUUCACACACACAAGGUAGCCUCGGUACGCCAACCGGGAAGCGCUGCAGUGCGCGAGGCAGCCAGGAUGCACGGUAUGCGACCCAUCAGCAAGCGUGGACAAUUUUUUCCUGUCACCAACCAAGCCUUCUUCACCAGCAGCGCGAGAGCUGCUUCUGCGGUCGGCAGCAGCACUCGCGACCGAAGCCCCGGACGAAGCAGUGCCAGUAGCCGCAGCACCAAUAGUUCCCAGGAGCUUGUCUGGGAGCAACCUGUUACGCCGGGAACGGCCAGAAGCAUAAGCAGUAGCGAUGUUGGCAACAGCGUCAGCAACACCGAAGAUAGAGGCAGCACCCGCAGCAGAAGCGCCGCGCACCGCGAUAGCGGCACCACGUACAACACUGG